Messenger RNA from Dipodomys ordii (Ord's kangaroo rat), 1523 nucleotides. RefSeq names its product inositol monophosphatase domain containing 1 (gene Bpnt2). The transcript has 5 exons. The coding region runs from base 20 to 1096 and encodes 358 amino acids. Lineage: Eukaryota; Metazoa; Chordata; Mammalia; Rodentia; Heteromyidae. Gene Ontology annotation, molecular function: 3'-nucleotidase activity. Gene Ontology annotation, biological process: phosphatidylinositol phosphate biosynthetic process; skeletal system development. Gene Ontology annotation, cellular component: endomembrane system. The record is from RefSeq and is a predicted model, not a curated record.
GCGCCCGGGCUCCCGCACCAUGGCCCCCAUGGGCAUCCGCCUGUCCCCGCUGGGGGUGGCGGUGUUCUGCCUGCUGGGGCUCGGCGUGCUCUACCAUCUCUACUCGGGCUUCCUGGCCGGCCGCUUCAGUCUCUUCGGCCUGGGCACCGAGCUGGGCGCGGCGGGGCCCGCAGCCGCGGCCGACGCGGGCGCCGUGGUGGAUUUGCGCGAGAUGCUGGCGGUGUCGGUGCUGGCGGCGGUGCGUGGCGGCGACGAGGUGCGGCGCGUCCGCGAGAGCAAUGUCCUCCACGAGAAGUCCAAGGGGAAGACGCGCGAGGGAGCCGACGACAAGAUGACCAGCGGCGACGUUCUGUCCAACCGCAAGAUGUUCUACCUGCUCAAGACCGCCUUCCCCAGCGUGCAGAUAAACACUGAGGAACAUGUGGAUGCAACUGAUAAGGAGGUUAUCUUAUGGGAUCAUAAGAUUCCUGAGGAUAUCCUGAAGGAAAUAACUACUCCUAAAGAGGUACCAGCUGAGAGUGUUACUGUCUGGAUUGAUCCACUUGAUGCUACACAGGAAUAUACAGAGGAUCUUCGAAAGUAUGUCACCACUAUGGUGUGCGUGGCUGUAAAUGGUAAACCUGUUCUAGGAGUUAUUCAUAAGCCAUUUUCUGAGUAUACAGCUUGGGCGAUGGUAGAUGGUGGUUCAAAUGUGAAAGCACGUUCUUCCUACAAUGAGAAGAUCCCACGAAUCAUCGUAUCCCGUUCCCAUUCUGGGAUGGUCAAACAAGUUGCUCUUCAGACAUUCGGAAACCAGACUACAAUCAUCCCAGCUGGUGGUGCUGGUUAUAAAGUUUUAGCACUCUUGGAUGUGCCUGAUAAAAGUCAAGAAAAAGCUGACCUAUAUAUCCAUGUGACAUACAUCAAAAAGUGGGAUAUAUGUGCUGGCAAUGCCAUCUUAAAAGCCCUUGGGGGGCAUAUGACUACAUUGAAUGGUGAAGAAAUCAGUUACAUAGGCUCUGACGGCAUCGAAGGGGGCCUCCUCGCUAGCAUCAGAAUGAACCAUCAGGCUCUGGUCCGAAAACUCCCAGAUCUAGAAAAGACAGGACAUAAAUAAGUAUAACUAACUACAGGGGGGCAGUAUCCCCAGAGCUGAAAUGGUCAGCCUGAACUGCUCAAAGUGUCAGAGGGUUGGUAGAGACUAUGCAUGGUUAAAGGCCAUCCUGAACUUUUUUAAGUAUUUAUGAAGCAUCAGAGACUUAUUUUCCCUAUAAUAGGAUACAAAGUCAGGGAAAGUGGGUUGCUUCGUGUCUCAAGUAUUGUCUUUAUUUUUGAGACUAUUUUCGUACAGUUGUCAUACACAAGGCGCAUAUAUAUUUGUGAAUUAAAAUCUAUAGCUGAGUCUACAUUAUGAGCCACCAUUUUCACACAUCAUGAAUCUUCAUUAUUUGUUAAUAUUUUCAUAUACAAAUUGGGUUGAAGGAAGGAUUGAUUUUGUGUAGAUGUUUGAUGUAACUUGAAAAUAAAGUAACUGAGGAUUUUUA